Molecule: messenger RNA, 2407 nt
Organism: Prionailurus viverrinus (fishing cat)
Lineage: Eukaryota; Metazoa; Chordata; Mammalia; Carnivora; Felidae
Gene: DCLRE1B
Product: DNA cross-link repair 1B
Exons: 4
Coding region: 258-1883 (541 amino acids)
Biological process (GO): interstrand cross-link repair; protection from non-homologous end joining at telomere; double-strand break repair via nonhomologous end joining
Molecular function (GO): damaged DNA binding; 5'-3' DNA exonuclease activity
Source: RefSeq, a predicted model, not a curated record
CCCGCGCGCGGGUAGGAGUGGCGCUCGGCCGAGAGUCUUUGGCGGUUUGCGAUUCCACCCAGGACUCGCAAGAGCACGGCCACUUCCUUUUUCUCCCCACGCUAGGGACUUAUUCCUCUACUGGGCUGGCUUCCCGUUAGGGGUUCUGUCCGCGUUCUUGCCCCAGCGUGACUUUCUUCAGGGCGUGGUUGCAGGAGCCUCACGCGGCAGCUCCGUGCCCAUGAAGAUCUCGCUGGUGACCCUCCAGCCCCGCCACCAUGAACGGGACCCUGAUCCCCCAUACGCCCAUCGCGGUGGACUUUUGGAGCCUGCGCCGGGCUGGUUCCGCACGGCUCUUCUUUUUGUCCCACAUGCACUCGGACCACACCGUGGGUUUGUCUAGCACCUGGGCCCGGCCCCUCUACUGCUCCCCAAUCACUGCUUACCUCGUGCAUCGUCACUUACAGGUAUCCAAGAAGUGGAUCCGAGCCCUGGAGGUUGGUGAGAGCCAUGUCCUGCCUCUAGAUGAAAUUGGGCGAGAGACCAUGACUGUAACCCUCCUGGAUGCCAAUCACUGCCCCGGCUCUGUCAUGUUUCUCUUUGAAGGAUACUUUGGAACCAUCCUCUACACAGGUGACUUUCGGUAUACACCAUCCAUGCUAAAGGAGCCAGCCCUGAAACUAGGGAAACAGAUCCAUACCUUAUACCUAGAUAACACCAAUUGCAACCCAGCCCGGGUUCUUCCCUCCCGACAAGAAGCUGCCCGCCAGAUUAUCGAGCUCAUUCGAAAGCAUCCACAGCAUAACAUAAAGAUUGGACUCUAUAGCCUGGGAAAAGAGUCACUGCUGGAGCAGCUGGCCCUGGAGUUUCAGACCUGGGUGGUAUUGAGUCCUCGGCGCCUGGAGUUGGUGCAGCUUCUGGGCCUGGCAGACGUGUUCACGGUGGAGGAGAAGGCCGGCCGCAUCCAUGCCGUGGACCACAUGGAGGUCUGCCGUUCUGCCAUGCUACAUUGGAACCAGACCCACCCUACCAUUGCCAUCCUUCCCACAAGCCGGAAAACCCACAGCUCCCACCCUGACAUCCACAUCAUCCCUUACUCGGACCACUCCUCCUACUCGGAGCUCCGGGCCUUUGUGGCAGCACUGAAGCCUUGCCAGGUGGUGCCCAUUGUCGGUCGGCAGCCCUGCAGGGACUACUUUCAGGACAGCCUGAGCCCCGGGCUCUCUGUGCCCCUGGUCCCGCACUCUGUGCAGCAGUAUAUGAAUUCCUCCUCAAGAAAACCAAGCUUGCUCUGCCUGUUGUUAGAAAGGAGACUAAAGAGGCCGAGAACCCAGGGUGUCGUGUUUGACUCCUUUCCGGAAACUGCUGAUCAAUCUCAAGGUGACAUGGACUCGCAGGAGGCCAAGAAUGACAACCUUUCUGGGCACCUCGAGAAGCAGGCUUCCCACCGUCCUUUGCAGAUCAAAAAACCGUUGCUUCCGGACCUCUGCAGCAAAGAGUGGGAUGGGGCAGUCCCUUUCUCAGAGUCCCAGAAGAUGGUGACUGUACUGACUGCCCCCUUGAAUGUGUCAGUGCACUUACGGUCUACAGAUGAGGAAUUUAUGUCUCUAGAAACUGGGGAGGAAAUUGGUGUGUGGCCCCACUCGGUCCCCAGGGGAAACCAUGAUGGCUUAGCAGCCACAGGGAACCAGAGCACUUGGACGGGCCCGGAUUGUCCCCUGACUCACGGCAGCGAGGCAGCCCCUCUCCUGGCUCCUGAGUUCAGGGGCCUGGCACUGAAAUACCUUCUGACUCCAGUGAACUUUUUCCAGGCCCAGUUCUCUUCCAGGGGCUUUGACCAGCAAGUGGAAAAAUACCAUAAACACUUGCUGAGGUACAGGGAGGAGAAUGACACCUUCGUUUGAUCCAACACCGUGGUUGUAAAGAUAGUGACCCAUGGCUGCUGGAGAGACUUUGUUUUGGGCCUUACUUUUCUAAAAAUAUUUUUUUUACAUUUAUUCAUUUUUGAGAGAUAGAUGGAGCACGAGCGGGGGAGGGACAGAGAGAGCCAGGGAGACAGAAUCCGAAACAGGCUCCAGGCUCCGAGCUGUCAGCACAGAGCCCGACACGGGGCUCGAACUCACAGAUCACGAGAUCGUGACCUGAGCGGAAGUCAGACGCUUAACCAACUGAGCCACCCAGGCACCCCUAGGCCUUACUUUUCCAUCUUCACAGGAUCCCCGUGGGCUCACAAAGUGUGUUCAUUGGAAUCCUAGUGCCCAUGGAGCCAUUAGUUUCAUGGUUGGCUACGUUUAAGUAACACUUUUCAGGGGCGCCUAGGUGGCUAAGUCGAUUGAGCAUCUAACUCUAUUUCAGCUCAGGUCAUAGUCUCACAGUUUCGUGGGCUCCAGCCCCACACGGGGCUCUGUGCUAAUGGCAUGGAGCCUGC